AUGAGCGCCGCCGCCGUCGCUAGCAGAGGCCAGCCUCUUUCGCAGGAGAGGGACUACAACCAUGCCACAGACUCUGAGUACAAGCGUCUGAGAGACCUCGCAGACCAGGCUUACAAGAAGCGGCAGCAGCUCUCGCAGCAAUCGCAGAACGCGUACAAGAACGGCGACCGCAGCGGGGCGCACACGCUCAGCGAGCAGGCCAAGGAGCAGCUCCAGGUGGCCGAAAAAUACAACCUGCAGGCUGCGGAGUUCGUAUUCACUCAGAACAACGCCGACAGCUCCAGCAACGAGAUUGACUUGCACGGUUUGUACACCAAAGAGGCCGUGUGGAUCCUACAGAAGCGCAUCGCGGCAGCCGUGUCUGCGCGCGAGUCCGUGCUCAAGGUCAUUGUAGGGAAAGGCCUACAUUCCGCAAACGGAAUUGCCAAGAUUAAGCCUGCGGUCGAAGACCUGUGCCAGCAAGCCAACCUGCCCAACUAUGUGGACUCUAAGAACGCAGGUGUUUUAGUAAUUGAGCUUCAGAACGCCAGCGUGCCUGCUUCUUGGUCGUCCACUGAUUACGCGACUUAUGCACACGGCGUGCCAUCCAAACCACAGGCCAGUCACCAGGCACAACAGCACCAAUACACUGGCCAGCAGCAACCCCAGUACCAGCAACAGCAGCAGUCCCAGUACCAGCAGCAGCAGUCCAACUACCAACAGCAACAGCAACAGCAACAAUCCCAGUCCCAAGCGGGCAACAACGACCUUUUGUCUACGCUCUUGGGCUUGCUCUGCACUUGUGUGCGCAAGAAUCUUUGA
This is a messenger RNA of Lachancea thermotolerans CBS 6340, 801 nucleotides long. Its product is annotated as Smr domain-containing protein. Lineage: Eukaryota; Fungi; Ascomycota; Saccharomycetes; Saccharomycetales; Saccharomycetaceae. Bases 1 to 801 code for a protein of 266 amino acids. The record is from RefSeq and is a predicted model, not a curated record. The transcript has a single exon.